AUGUCGGCGGACAUUCAGAAGGCAAAGGAGGGAACGAAUUGGAGGACAGUCUGCAUAACGACAGGGCGUGUCGGCACCGGUGAUGUACAGGUUGACCAUGGACAUCUCUUUGGUGUCGAAGGUGAAAGACCGGUCGCCGUACUCGGCCAACUUGAGAAAGCCGCUGCCGUCAUUUCUGACGCACCACGCCUUCAGCAUCGCCUCGACCAACUCGCCCACACUGCCCAAGCAGUCAUCUUUGUGCAAGAAUUGGACGGGUCCGUCGUAGCAGGUCAGGGCGGCCUCACACAGUGUCCGAUCAUCGCGCUGGUCUUUGAACUUCCGGACCUCCCCCAUGACCCAGCCGUGGACUUCGCUUUUCAUGUGCCGCAAAGCGUCCUCGCCGUGCACAUGGAAAGAAUCUGA
Molecule: messenger RNA, 405 nt
Organism: Fonsecaea monophora
Lineage: Eukaryota; Fungi; Ascomycota; Eurotiomycetes; Chaetothyriales; Herpotrichiellaceae
Exons: 1
Coding region: 1-405 (134 amino acids)
Source: RefSeq, a predicted model, not a curated record